Molecule: messenger RNA, 1284 nt
Organism: Uranotaenia lowii
Lineage: Eukaryota; Metazoa; Arthropoda; Insecta; Diptera; Culicidae
Product: inactive hydroxysteroid dehydrogenase-like protein 1
Exons: 4
Coding region: 139-1089 (316 amino acids)
Cellular component (GO): endoplasmic reticulum
Molecular function (GO): oxidoreductase activity
Source: RefSeq, a predicted model, not a curated record
AGUGCCUAAAGCCAAAAAGUUUUUCACUAAUGAACGCCUUGGUGGUUCUUGACGGUCCAGUUUUAAUCGAUCUGGCUGGUACUAAGCACGUGUCGGUCUAAAGUUCGUAGGGUGUCUACUUACUUCUAUCGGAGGGCAAUGAUUGCAUUGGAGCACAUCUUUUGCAAUUGGUGGGUGACCAUCAUCGGAUUUUACGCGUUAGUUGUUUAUCUAAUCGAUGUGCUCAAAUCACCAUGCCAGAUCUUCUGGUACACAUGGACUAAAGGCAAAGUUCCGCUUCCCAAGCGUUUUGGAAAAUGGGCCGUUGUCACUGGAAGUUCCGAUGGAAUCGGGAAGGAGUACGCAAUAAAUUUGGCCAGAGCUGGGAUGAAUGUUGUGUUGAUUUCGCGCACUGAAUCUAAACUGGUUCAGGUUGCAGCCGAGAUCAAGGAAAAAUAUCCCACUGUUGAGGUGAAAGUACUGGUGAUCGAUUUUGCUGACGGUAACAAAGUGUAUGACCAAAUUCGAGAAGAACUGCAAGGGCUGGAAGUUGGCAUUUUGGUUAAUAACGCAGGUAUGCUCCACCGAAUGCCCCGACGUUUUGAUCGGUUGACCCGUGAAGAAAUCGAAGACACCAUUUCCGUCAACUCAAUUCCACCGGUGAUGCUGAGCCACAUGCUACUGCCGGAUAUGAGACGCCGUAAAAAGGGAGCGAUCAUCAAUAUAACAUCUGGUUCUGCAAUUUUCCCGUUGCCCUUUGCAUCCGCCUAUUCCGGAUCGAAAGCUUUCUUGAUCAGUUUUACCAAGGCACUGCAACAGGAACUGAUCGGAACCGGAGUGUCAUGUCAAAUCGUGAUACCAAUGAUAGUUGCCACAAAUAUGACGACUCAAUGGCAAAGUCUGACUCUGGGCCGGAUCAUUUCUCUGGACGCUCCAACGUAUGGAAAGCUUGCUGUUGAAAAAAUUGGAAAAACUGAUCAAACCACGGGUUGUGCAUUCCAUGGCUUACAGAUGGCGUUUAUUCGACUGUUCCCCACAUGGUUUAUAACUCUCACGGCUGCCAUGGCGAUGACGAUAGCUGGACGAAUUUUCAGAAAGAAGUCUUCUUAAUUCGAAGCUGUUUUGUUUUUGAAAAUAUGUAUUUACUGUUUUUACUAACGUUUAUUAAUUAUUUAAAUUCAUUAAAUAAACAUUAUUUCAGGUAGGUAUUCUUUUUUUAAUUACUCAUGAUUGCCAACGCGGCAUUGGAAGCUGGCUAAAAGCAUACAGUUGGCCCAAAGUAGAGUAAACUGAUCUUUGUUAAAC